Messenger RNA from Cuscuta campestris, 2155 nucleotides. The record is from the annotation of a GenBank genome assembly. Lineage: Eukaryota; Viridiplantae; Streptophyta; Magnoliopsida; Solanales; Convolvulaceae.
UUGGUUAAUAAACUUAACUUUGCUUCUUAUGUGAGAGAGUCUACAAAAAAUUGUGUGGACCUUAGAUCCACCUUAGAAGCACUCCACUAACAAUUGUUUAUUAUUUAUGAUGCAUCCUUCAAUUUUUAGAUGCCCAUGUAGUUGUAUUGUUUAGUUAUUUAAUAAAAGAAUUUCAUUUAUGUUGGGGUAUGUUCUUCAAAGCCACUAAGAAGAAGAAAUUCUUGGUUGUAGGAUUUUCAAUGAUGCUUCUUGAAAUGCUGAGCAAGUGAAAAGUACAAAGUUAUGCCCAAAUUCUGCAUUUAGUACUCCUUUUAUUAUACGCUUUUUGAACAUUGCCAAGCGCACCAAAGAUAUAUGCUUUAGUCUUGACAUAAAUUACAUAAUAUCUGAUGUAUAACAAUACCAAAUACUCCGUAAUUUCUAUGACCCUAUUACAGCUAAAUUACCUUUAAUGUGCUUAUUACAUGGUUAACUAAAGCUCACCUUUUCCCCAUGAGUACCCUAUAUUUUGGCUACAUUAACCCUCAAUAUGCUUUUUUCUCCAUCAUUUUGUUUUGCAUGCUUCCUUCUUCCUUAUUUUGAUCAUGACAUAUUAGCACCCCUCUACGUGGGUGCUAUAGUAUUGGAUCUCACUUGGGAGUACAAACUGCAAGGCUUUAAAACAAAUACCAAUUUCAUUUUUUAAAAAUAAAACUGUUACAUUACCUUCAAAUGCACUAAAUCUCGAAUGAAAGUUCCAUUAUGGAAGAAGACUUAAAUAUAAAAAUUACAACAAUACAAUUUGAAGACACUUAAUAAAAAAAACCACACACUUUUUCCAAAAGUGGAACAAAUGAGAAAAGAGGAGCAUAUUUGUGUUCUUUUGGCAGUUUCCUUUUUAAUCAAGCAUGGAAUUAAAUUUUGUAGGGCGUGUAUGGAUGAUGUGAUGUAUGUAACCAUGUGAAACAGGACACGAGGUGGAAACUUUCAAAGGUGGCUGGCUUUGAAUCAUCACUUAUCAGUCCCAAGAUCAUUUAAUUGAUUUGCACCUUGUAGAUAUUGAUUUCCACACUACUCUGUAGAGUCAUCAUUUGCUCAUAAGAAUAUAGGUGGCAUGCCACCGGACAACUAAGAUUGUGUCAAAUUAAGCAAUGUUUGUCGCAAGAGAAGUGCCAUAUGCCAGGUGGAUCGAUGAAUGGUGGAAGAAGUUAGUUUACUGGCAAACUCAAACCGAGUGAGACCCAGACCCACAAGUUUCUGGGGGGUCUACACAAAACUUACAUUCUUCAAUAUGACUACGUAAAAGAAAGGUAAUUUGGUUUCUCAAUGUACCAAUUCAUUUGAUUUAUUACUAAGCUAUGUAUAUGAGAAAUAAAUGAUUGUUGGUCAUUGUGUUGAUUUUCCCCAAUUUGAUAUUGGAAUAUAUGGGAACGAAGGAGUAGGUUUCACUUGACUUUUUCCGUGCUUUGGUAGUGGCGUAUCUUCAUGCUGAUACAAUAGUUUGUAAAGAGUAUUGAAGAUUUACAGUUUUCCACUUUAAUUUGUGCUGCAUUCUUGGCUAGAAGGGAAAUCUGGGGAAUGAUCCUUUGGUGUUUGAUGACCAAAGCAGAGUGUUGGUUGAUUAAUGAAGAUUGCCAUGUUCCAAAAGAACUGCCUUCCAACGCAACGAGUGCACACACCUCAGGCCGUGUGAAGCACGAGGCAAAAGCUAACAUGAUCCAAGACGUGGAGUCAUGGAGCUCCUAUCAGAUUGUAGCCGGCUUGUGGAAGCUGUGUGGGAGAGGGGUGGUGUCCAGUUUCUUUCUUAUCGCGAGACUUUAAGGGUCCGUUUGAAUUGAAUUCUGCCAAUUUCAAUUCAUUUUUUGCACUAUCAAUUCUAAAUCCACAUAAUUUUUGUGCUACCAAACACCAUAAUUGGAAUUGAAGUCUUCAAUUCCAAUUCCAUGGUUUGAAUUCCAUGUACCAAACGGGGCCUAAUUGAUGAUUGUAAGGCUAUUUUAGUUGAGUUUCGUUCUCUCAUGGUUUCUCAUAUUCCUCGAAAAGCUAAUAUUAUCCUUCAUACACUUGCUCGUACAGUGGAGACCCCCGCCUUCCACAUGGAUUUCAUCUCCCUUCGUUUCUCAUUUAUUGAGUUAGUAAUGAUAUAUUUUUUUCUUAAGAAAAACAUAUAAGUGUC